GCUGCGGAUAAAUACGUGACAGUGUCACCUCUUGCCUCUUCUCUACACUCUUCAGCUUUACUUAUUCUCAUCAGCUCUUCCAUUGCCAUCCCUUAACAUCACCAUGUCCACUUCUCAGGUUGAUCAGGUCGCGGCUGCCAUCAACAGUCUGACUCUCAGCGACAAUAGCAGAGACGCCGUUGCUGCUUAUCUUGCCGGACGAGCUGGUGGUGCGGGAGGUGGUGGCAGUAGGGGCGACGACACCAGCGAUUGCACUAGUGAAAGCGACGAGACGGCGGCCUCCAUCGGCGGACUGCUCGCGCUUUGGCAGGCGCUCUGCCUCGAGUUCGGCCUCGUUCAGGACCCCGACAACCCCGAGCUCCAUCCCGACCUCCCCUCGCUGCCGACGACCAAGACCCAGGCCCGCAAGCUCCUCAACACUCGCGCGCACGUCAACAUUUGUGAUUACUUCACCGAGCGUGCCACUCUCACAUCCACCCCCUGGGGCUGCCUCGCCCACCUGGUGCACCCUACAGCUGCAGCGCUUGCGCAGGAGCUUCGCAUGUGGGCAAAGCGCGAGGGACGCCGCCGUUACCGCAUCCGCCGCCGUCUUCGCCUCCGCGGGAUGAAUGAUGAGGAGAUCGCCGAGGCGGUGCGCGGCGCCAGUAAGAUGUUUCCGCGUGAGCUGGCCAAGUGCGAGGGCCUGAACCCCCUGCUUCGUGUGGUGUUUUAG
Cutaneotrichosporon oleaginosum is the source of this 712-nucleotide messenger RNA. RefSeq lists its product as uncharacterized. The record is from RefSeq and is a predicted model, not a curated record. Lineage: Eukaryota; Fungi; Basidiomycota; Tremellomycetes; Trichosporonales; Trichosporonaceae.